This is a messenger RNA of Diachasmimorpha longicaudata, 2006 nucleotides long. RefSeq lists its product as uncharacterized. The transcript is spliced from 2 exons. NCBI's taxonomy places the organism in Eukaryota, Metazoa, Arthropoda, Insecta, Hymenoptera, Braconidae. Bases 12 to 1898 code for a protein of 628 amino acids. The record is from RefSeq and is a predicted model, not a curated record.
AUCACAGCUGGAUGACGGGAAAAGCAUUUCUCAGAACAGGAGAAUUGAAACGUCAGACGCUAAAGAGGAUCUGGAAACUCAAAGGGGAGAUAUCAACGAAGGAGAAAUUAUCCGCGGGUCGAACAACGACCAGUCAACUGAAAAGAAUCGAUCUCCCAACAUUUCAAGGUAAAUUUUCCCAGUGGAAAGAGUUUUCUGAUCUGUUCCAGAAUCUGGUUGGGAGAAAACCAGACAUGUCGCCUGCAGAAAAGCUGGUGAGGCUGAAGGAGGCUCUUAAGGGACCCCCAGCUGAGCUAAUCUCGUCCUUCACUGCUACGGGCAUCAACUACGAGAAGGCAUGGGACAAACUUCAACGGCAUUAUGAAAAUCCACGUCUCAUCGCCGGACACCUCUUCAACAGGGUGCUCAACUUGCGGCCAAUGGCUAAGGGAGACGCCAAGGCCAUGAUAACCAACGCACACAUUGCUCGUGAGACAGUGGACCACCUUAUUAGCACCGCCGGGAUUCCCAAAGAGGAUUUGGGCGAUCAAUUCGUUUUUCACUUGCUCAAACGAUCAAUGGAGGCUGAUACUCGCACCACGUGGGAACAGAGGCUGGGAACAUCAACGAAUUUCAUACCUCUGCAGGAGUUAGUCAACUUCCUGGAGUCAACAGCAAGAGGCAUGACUCCAGAUGAUCAACACGAACCAACGGUUUCUCAACGGCCAAAAGAGAAAAUUCAACGUGGAAAAUCACCACCUCGAGCACGCGUUUAUCAUGCCGCCGAAGCAACAGUUCAACGGAAGGAACCUCAGCGUAUUAAGCCUGCUGAUUGCUGUGGGUACUGUAACGCCAAGCACUUCAUUGGAAAGUGUCCAUCAUUUCUCAGCCUCUCAGCGCAGAGAAAACUAGAGCAUCUGUCAACAACACGACUAUGCUACAACUGCUUCGGUACACACCUGGUGACGAGAUGCAAGUGCACUAAAUCUUGCAUGAAAUGUCAACACAGGCACCACACGCUGUUGCACAUGGACCCAACAGACAGAGAGAGACCACCGACAUCGACAAUCAACAGCGGUCCAGAGCAACCAUCAACGAGUGCGGAAUCAGGUCGUCCAACAUCAACUCAGUCAACUAGAUCCAACGAGAAUUCAACAGAUUCAACGGCUAACAAGAGGAUUUACGCCCCCCUGAGUCAAGUCGAAGAAUCGACUCAACGGAAGUCGGUCAACGCAGAGGACGCUAAGUUCUCCCACAAAUCAACGGAUCAGCGACUAGUGCUCUUGGCUACGGCUAAAGCCAGGGCAUUCUCCAAAACCGGAUUUUACACGAUCGCCAGAAUCCUCAUCGAUCAAGGCUCAGAGCUUUCAUUUAUUUCGGAAAGCCUGGUUCAUCAGCUUCAACUACAACGACGACAUUCAACGAUUGAACUCAUCGGAAUUGGUGGAAAACACGCAUGUUCAACGAGAGGGAUUGUGGCAAUCACGCUCCAAUCAACGAAACAGCCAUUUCAACAAGUUGAGAUCAACGCCCACAUCCUGCAAAAGCUAACCUCACGGUUACCAACGUUCUCAUGCUCAUCUGCAUCAAUCGGAUCACUGCAGCAGCUUCAACUGGCAGAUGAGAACUAUUCAACCCCUGGACCUCUCAACAUAAUUAUCGGAGCUGACAACUACGGGAAAAUCAUCGGCAACGGGAUUGAAAAAUCCAACGAUGAUCAAUUAGUUGGCCAACUAACAACAUUCGGAUGGAUCUUAUCCGGUCCAUUAUGCAACACAACGUCUUCAACGAGGACCUCCUUAUCCGCGGCAAGGGGAUCUUCCAACGAACAAUUAACGGAGCUUCUACAAAGAUUCUGGGCCAGGAAGAACCACCAAUCUCAACAAAUCCAACCAACGAGCUCACACCAGACGAAUUAGAGUGUGAAGAACACUUUCAACGCACUCAUCAGCGAGACACGUCUGGGCGCUACAUUGUGCGACUGCCACUUCGCACAUCAACAGUAGCGCUCGGAGAAUCGAGGAAUA